Molecule: messenger RNA, 2271 nt
Organism: Cyphellophora europaea CBS 101466
Lineage: Eukaryota; Fungi; Ascomycota; Eurotiomycetes; Chaetothyriales; Cyphellophoraceae
Exons: 4
Coding region: 1-2271 (756 amino acids)
Biological process (GO): post-translational protein modification
Cellular component (GO): membrane
Molecular function (GO): dolichyl-diphosphooligosaccharide-protein glycotransferase activity
Source: RefSeq, a predicted model, not a curated record
AUGGCCGCAUCCUCCGAAACACCGCUGGAGCCUUUCUUGCGCGGCACCACCAGCAAGAAUACUAGGGGUCUCCUCCGUGUCAUCAUUCUAUGUACUAUAGCUGCCGCCGCUGUGUCGGCACGAUUGUUCAGUGUAAUUCGUUUCGAGAGUAUUAUCCACGAAUUCGACCCGUGGUUUAAUUUCAGAGCAACAAAAUACCUAGUCAAGCAUGGCUUCUACUCGUUCUGGGACUGGUUCGACGACCGAACGUGGCACCCACUUGGAAGAGUCACUGGCGGAACACUAUACCCUGGCUUGAUGGUCACCUCCGGCGUGAUCUACCAUGUUCUCCGCCUGUUGUCCUUGCCGGUCGACAUCCGGAACAUCUGUGUGUUGCUUGCGCCCGCGUUCUCCGGCUUGACAGCCCUGGCCAUGUACCUGCUCACGUCCGAGAUGUCAACGUCACCGUCGGCGGGCCUACUGGCUGCGGCGUUCAUGGGCAUUGCGCCUGGCUACAUCUCGAGAUCCGUGGCCGGUAGCUACGAUAAUGAGGCUAUCGCCAUCUUCCUGCUGGUGUUCACUUUCUACCUUUGGAUCAAAGCUGUCAAGGUUGGCUCCGUUAUGUGGGGAGCUUUGGCAGCACUGUUCUACGGCUACAUGGUGUCCGCAUGGGGUGGUUACGUUUUCAUCACCAAUCUCAUUCCGCUUCAUGUCUUCGUCUUGAUCCUUAUGGGCCGCUACAGCAGUCGAGUGUACAUCGCGUACUCGACAUGGUACGCUCUUGGUACACUAGCCAGCAUGCAGGUCCCCUUUGUCGGCUUCCUCCCUAUCCGCAGCAGUGAUCACAUGGCCGCUCUAGGGAUCUUUGGUUUGUUGCAACUUGUCGGUUUCUUCGAUUUCCUGCGCAACCAGCUUCCAGGCAAGCAGUUCCAGACGCUUCUGGUGGCUCUCGGUGGUACCAUCUUCGCCGUGAUGUUCCUUGGAUUGAUCGGUCUUACCGUUUCUGGUGUCAUUGCACCCUGGUCCGGCCGCUUCUACUCCCUCUGGGAUACCGGCUACGCCAAGAUUCACAUUCCCAUCAUCGCUUCCGUCUCCGAGCACCAGCCUACCGCCUGGCCUGCUUUCUUCUUCGACCUAAACCUCCUCAUUUGGCUCUUCCCGGCUGGCGUCUACAUGUGCUUCCGCAAUCUCCGCGAUGAGCAUGUCUUUGUGGUCAUCUACGCCGUUCUGGCAUCCUAUUUCGCAGGUGUUAUGGUGCGCUUGAUGCUGACAUUGACGCCCAUAGUCUGCUGCUCCGCGGCUCUGGCUCUCUCCCACGUUCUCGACACAUUUUUGACGGUCAAAUCCCCGCCUGAACCCUUCGACACCAAUGGCAGUGCCAAACCACCUUCCGCUACUCCGUCAUUCCCGGCCUCACUCAAUCUCGGGAAAUCUGUACGGCAGCCAGUCGUUGGCAUCUACAGCUUGGUAUCCAAGUCCACCAUCACCUCACUCGUCACUGGAUUCCUGGUUCUCUUUGUGGCACAUUGCACCUGGGUGACCUCCAACGCCUACUCGUCGCCCUCGGUUGUUUUGGCUUCCCGCCUGCCAGACGGUAGUCAACACAUCAUCGAUGAUUACCGUGAAGCAUACUACUGGCUGCGCCAGAACACGCCCCAGGACGCCAAGAUUAUGAGCUGGUGGGAUUACGGCUACCAGAUUGGUGGCAUGGCAGACCGCCCUACACUCGUCGACAAUAAUACCUGGAACAACACCCAUAUCGCCACCGUUGGCAAGGCCAUGAGCAGCCGCGAAGAAGUCUCGUACCCAAUUCUUCGUCAACACGACGUAGACUACGUGCUCGUUGUGUUUGGUGGUUUGUUGGGCUACUCUGGCGAUGACAUCAACAAAUUCUUGUGGAUGGUCCGCAUCGCUGAAGGUAUCUGGCCUGAGGAGGUCAAGGAGCGCAGCUUCUUCACAGAACGAGGCGAAUACAGAGUAGACGAGGGCGCCACUGCGACUAUGAAGAACUCCCUGAUGUACAAAAUGUCUUAUCAUAACUUCGCCCAGCUCUUCCCACCUGGGCAAGCACAGGAUCGCGUACGCGGCGCGAAGAUUCCUUCCGCCAACACGGAGCUCAAUACGCUCGAGGAAGCUUUCACAUCAGAACAGUGGAUCAUCCGUAUCUACAAGGUAAAGGACUUGGACAAUGUUGGCCGCGACCACGCCAGCGCGGCAGCAUUUGAGAAAGGCCACAAGAAGAAAGGCCGCAAGGGCGCGAAGCGAGGUGCGAGAGUUCUGCGCGAGGAAUGA